AUGGAAGGCCUGAACAACAUGAUUAAGGCAGCAAAAGUCAAUGGAUGGGUUAAAGGUUUUGAGGUUGACAGGAAUGGAUCGAACAGUCUAGAGAUCACACAUCUCCAAUAUGCUGAUGAUACUCUAGUCUUCUGUGAUGUUGAAGAGGAGCAACUGAGGUUUCUGAGGAUUAUCUUGGUUCUGUUUGAGGGAAUCUCAGGACUCCACAUCAACUUGAGAAAGAGCCAUAUUUAUCCCAUUAAUGAAGUUUAUAAUAUGGAGCAACUGACAUUUGUACUGGGAGGAGAAGUAGGGUCUCUACCUACUAUUUACCUUGGGAUGCCGUUGGGUGCAAGAUCUAAAUCCAAAGAGAUUUGA
This is a messenger RNA of Nicotiana tabacum (common tobacco), 357 nucleotides long. NCBI's taxonomy places the organism in Eukaryota, Viridiplantae, Streptophyta, Magnoliopsida, Solanales, Solanaceae. The record is from RefSeq and is a predicted model, not a curated record.